Molecule: messenger RNA, 12270 nt
Organism: Homalodisca vitripennis (glassy-winged sharpshooter)
Lineage: Eukaryota; Metazoa; Arthropoda; Insecta; Hemiptera; Cicadellidae
Gene: yem
Product: ubinuclein-2
Exons: 22
Coding region: 124-3363 (1079 amino acids)
Cellular component (GO): nucleus
Source: RefSeq, a predicted model, not a curated record
CUGUCUGUGAGAGAUUUUAUCAACUAGUUGUGCCGAAGAUGGCGACAUGUGAGUGUUGUGGGGAAAGAUGGUGAGGUGGAAAGUAAGCUAUUUAGUGACUUAUUUCAAUGUGUGUUGUGUAUAAUGUCAGAACAAAACCGUGCAACAUUAACACCUUUUGGAAAAAGUGAUAAAAAAUCCAAGAAGUCACCCCGUCAAACGUUUAGAUUAAGUUUUAUUCUGUCAGACCCAAAUGAAGAUUCGUGUCCUGUGUUUGACUACGGGUCUGUUGUGAAGUCAAAAGAGGAAAAGAUUAUCAAGAAAAAAGAAGAAGUUUAUGAAGAGAAAAAAAGAAAACCUAAUGGUGUAUUAGAUUCGUUUGAUGAUGAUGAAGAGAAAGAAAUUAAGAGACUCGCAGCAGCAUUUGAAGAGAAAUAUGGUGAUAAGAAAGGUAAGCCUAAGAAAGGUAGGCCUAAAAGUAAAUCCUACGCAGAACUUGGUGCUGGCUAUGAUGAGACUGAUCCCUUCAUCGAUAACACAGAAGCUUAUGAUGAAGCUCUGGAGGAGAACCAGGAGACUCUUUACGGAGGCUAUUAUAUCAACAGUGGGCCCUUGGAACUCAAGAGGGUCCAGACAUCUGACCAGUCUGAUGCGGAGGAGUUUGGAAAACGCAGACACAAGAGAGGACUUCCGAUGGUAGAAGAAGAAGAGGAGGAGGAAGAUGAGGAAGAAGAGGAGGAUGAGAGUCCUGAGAAGGAAGAGACAAUUGAAGAAACAGAAAAGAAGCCCAUCAUCGAUGAAGGUCCAACUGAAGCUAAGAAAGCAAGAUUGACCGAUGAACUGGACCAAAUAGAAGAAAAACCCAGUUCGGUAUUAAAUGAGUCAGAAGAACCAGUGAAAAAGAAGAAAAAGAGGUUAAUAACAGAUGAUACCGAGAGUUGUGGUGUUUUAACUCUCCUGGAAGAGAAAAGGGUCAAAGAGAUACCUCCUCCAGUCCCUGAAGAGCCCAAGAAACAAAUUGCCAGCAGUACAAGUAUUUGUGAAGCUAUAGAAUCAGUUGUCAAUGCAGGGAACAAUGAUGAUAACUCAAACAGCUCUCAUAGUACACAUUCAGGUUCUGGUUCGACAUCCACUACAGAGAAUAGCGAAGAAGGCAAGUCAGGCUCCCAGAAUAUACCACCGCCACUGCCAGAAAACCUUCCCCCAGAGUUGAUGACCCUGGUCGAACAGAUCAGGCGCACAGCUGCAAUCACCGACAACACACGCAAUACUUUCUGUACAGACAUCAACAUUGCUCUGGUCAGAUUGGAAUGGAAGACAAGAGAAUUCUCAGCAACGAACCGUAAUUUGUUGUUUGCACAUCUUGCCUUUUUUCUACCUUGUACCAAAGACACACUGAUGCGGAGAGCCAAGAAACUGUUCAUACAUGAAGAAGAGAGCAGGAUAGAUACUGUCAUUUGCAAAUUAAAAGCUACUAUUGAUGCCACUAUGCCGUCACUGUUGGAAAAAUACGAAAAAGAAUGCCAAAGGAUAGCUGAAGAAAAGGGAAUUGCUGCGCCACAAAACAAUGGAGUCCAACUAUCAGAAUUCCAACAGACACCAGAUUCAGCUUCUGCAAAACUACCUAAAAGAAAAUUCCCAUGGACAGAGGAAACUAGGGGUUACUUGAAGGAGAUUGUAAGACUGAAGAGCAUGUGUUUUAAAGUAUUAAAACCACGCAAGAACACCCAUGAAGAGUAUAUAAAUACAUUUUUGCACACUAAAGUGCGAAUGUUGUGGCCUCAAGGUUGGAUGAGGACAUCGACUUUACAUCGGGAAAUCACUCGUUCUCCAACAAGUGGAAAGUCUAAGCACACAUCGAGUCACAGCCCGACUAAAAGUGACUCUGCCAGACUGAAUAUUUCUGUGAGUUGUCCAUCAGCCAACCCCAAAACCAGUCCCAGCAAUGGUACCCCGCACCCUUUGUACGUGUCUACGAGUGCGAGCAGCGAUGUAUCCCCUCACACUCCUCAUGCGGCCAAGAGUGCCAAUCCGCUCAAUCUCUUGACUAAAAUAACCUCAUCAUUGGAUACAUCUCCCAGUCAUCAGAAGAAACCUUACUCCUCACCAUCACACCAACAGACCAUCAAGACGGAAAAACCGGAGUCAUUUUCAAUGGACUGCCUCUUAAAAAGGACCAAUGAGAACAGUAGCUGUAACGAUUAUAAUACUACCUUGUCCGAUCUUCUGAAACAAGACAGUGUUAUAAUGAAUGGUGCAUCACUGCCUUUAACAAAUGUAAAUAGUAGUCAAACGAACAAUUGUAAGAGUGAAAAGAUUUUAGACCUGUCUAGUUGCAAUAGUAGUAUAAGUGGGACACCAAGUGUUAUUCAUAGUGUAUCGAAUAAUGAGAGAACAACAUUGCGUGCCAGUGAUAGUGUCAGUUUGAGUGCCAACAUGUCUGAUACCAACAAGCAUCAUCCAAACACACCCUCACCCUGCAGAAAAGAGGUCAGCUCAGACUUACCAAUUAGCCGUAAACAAAGACUUCUGCAACUCAAUACUCAGUCUAACUGGCACUUGCAAAAUAAUUGUGAUAGCAAUGUUAUUAAAAAGACUGAUAACAGGUGGCCACAUACUGCUCAGAAGAACACUGCCGUUGUAGAGAGCAGCAAGAAGAGUGCGAACACUGAACGACGAAUGAGUGAUGAGACGACCACUGCCACAGAUAUCCUCAGUCAGAUCAUCAGCGAAAGUCUCCUGGCCCCCUCCACUCCUGCACCGCCACCGCCACCUGUACAUUACAACAAGGUGGUAGAAGAAAUAAAGGUGGAGACUCCACAGAGCAAAAGUCAGGCAUUGCUGAUUGAUGUCAUGAAAGACCUGAAGGAGCUAAAUGACCUUAGUAGUGGGGGGACCUUGGACACCAAACAUGACAGUAAGAAAAACAAUUACUCAGGCGCUUCAUGGUCAAAGCCUGUCAAAACACCCGACAGUGUCUCCAAGACGUCUCAGUACCAGAAUGAGUUCUUGAAGCACCUGAGGAACUCCCAAAGCAACACUCUUUCCCCUGCAUCUAACCCCGCAUAUUCGAGGCACAGUGACAGCCCAUACGAAAACUCGCCAUAUUUAAAUGAAAUUAACAAAUCUGUUCUUAACUCUUCGCCGCACUUAUCUGCUCAGAGCAUGUCUUCACUGGCAGGAUCUCCUGGAAGUAAAAUUACUCAGAUGAACCAAGGUUGUAUCAUGAAAGCUCUUCCAAACACAGGGAUAUCAUCAGGAAACCCUCACAGGUUUAUAACACAGAUGGACUACGGGACAGACAAUCAGCACUUGUUGGGGCUCGGCCACUACGGACUGGCCGGCUGGCCAUAUUCUGGAAAUGAACCUCAGCAUCAGCAGUGAGAAGACCAACACCCGUCUAGUCUGUCUAGCACCUGAGUUAUACUUGUAACUAUAGUACUAAAAGUAUUCAAACUCAUAAUUCACAUGUAUAAUACUAAUGCAUAUAGAUAAACACCCUCAAAUUGAGUACAAAAAUAAGUCAUUUAAGCAGUAAUUUUUAUAAAAUUUAUUUUUUAAAGUUUAUUGUAUUUUAGAAAGAAUAUUAUUAAUUUAUCAUAACUAAAAAAUAGAAUCUUUGAGUAAUUAAAUUUCUAUUUUCUCUCUCUGUAACAGAGUAUUUUAGGCUGAAUAUUUUGAUUGUGAAGUUUGUGUUUUGUCCAAAAUUAUCAGCUGUAGUUAUAUUAUUUUGUGUAUGUUAAUUUGUUAUGUGUUCAGAUACAGGUAAAAUUUGUGUGUUCCUGAUGUGGUGAUAGUUAUGUGAUUUGCUUGUUCUGUAUUAUUCCUUCAGCUGGUCAAUAAUUUAAUUUUAAUGCUUACAUUAUUUUGAAAGAUUAUAGGGAAUGAAUUAAAUUGAAUGUAUAUUAUAAAAAGUACAUAAAAUAUAGAUUUCUAAGUUUAUUUUGCAUGGUUUUAAUGAGAAAAUCAUACAUAUCUAAACCGAAAACAAGACUCUACAGUCAAAUUUAGCUUUAAUGGAUUGUAUGCUUGGCCUUAGUCGACAAUGAUAUCGGUUUUCUACAAAUUCUAUUUAAAAAGCUUUAGUUUUUAUUCAUUGUAUAUUUCUAUAUUUAUUUGUAAUAGACAAGUUAUCUUAUUAUGCCCUGGUACGAAUUAAGACUUCUAAACUAAAGGUAUUUAAAAGUAAUAAUAUUUGUAAAUUAUUUUUGUUUAUAAUUAUUUAGCUCUAAGCAUUUUGAUAAGGUAUACUAUGUUUUGCUAUACAUAUAGUUAGUUGAAGUUAGAAGAGUAAAGAUUGUAUAUUUAUUAUAUAUGUUGUGUACUUUUGUGUUUAUGAGUAAAUGUUUUCUUCCGUUUUAGAUUUUGUAUUGUGAAUAUGAAGUUAAGAAAAUAUUACCAAGAGAAAUUUUAUUUAUUUAUUUUUAACUUGUUUGUUUUUCCUUACACUUUCCAUUACAAGCUCUAGUUAUGUAGCAGGUUAUAUUGAAUUCUCUCAUUGAUUGUUUUGGCACGUUUAUAGAAAAAUAAAUUACAGAAUUUAUUUAGAACAUUAAACCUUGACUGAUGUGUACAGUUUCAACAUAAAUGCACUGCAUCUGCAUAUUUCCCUAACUUAUAACAAAUAAAAAAAAUUGUGCACAGAAUUUUAAAAUUGGUAUUUUAGGCAUAGAAAUAGUUGAAAUACUUGUAAAUAAAAUAAGACAUAGGCAACUAACUGAAAAAUUAUUAGUGUGGACUUAAGAAAGAUGAUUUUGGUUUGGUUUAUUUGUUUACUCUGUCUGUUUAUUUCAGAUUUUAAACAAUUUCUUGUUAGUCUAAGAAAGUAUUGUGAUAAAUCAAUAUAAAAAAUCGUACAUUAAUCAGAUAAAAAUUGUAUUUAUGUGUCAAAUCUCUGGACAGAGACAAGUUCAGCAAUCAGCUUCCCUUCGGUCAACCGUCACUGUACUGUGAAACCUACAGAACAAUAAAAUGUAUUGCUAUGAAGUGUGCCUCUAUCCAGAGGCUCAUCACUAAUGAUAUAGAAGAUAUGGUGGGGCUGUGGAUGAAACUGUAAAUAUAGACAAUUGUGUUCAAUUCAUAAAAAAAAUGAAUUAUGAUCUAAUUUAGUCCAUCAUCUGGAGAGACCAGCAGAAGAAUGUAUCUUGUGUUAACACAUUGAGGUAGUUGUUACUGCAGCCUCUGCAGUCCUGGUGACAGCAGUUAAUUUUGGUGACGAUAUAAGUUUCCUUAUAAUGUGAUAAAUGUUUGUUUAUGGUAGAGCAAAGAAAUAAUUUGAAGCAUUGUUUAAAAGAAAUGCUCUAUAUUGUUAUAAAAAAUUUAAAUGAACAAAACAUUUUAUUUAAAUCUGUUUUAUUUAUAUAGAAUUUUUACAAAAAAAGAUUUAAGUGUGUAUUUAGAAUUUUUCUAUUAUUCCAUAAUGUUUUUACCUAGCAGAAAAUAAUUCAUUAUACGUUAAAAUGUUAACUUUGAAAAGCACAUACUUACCACUGUGCUUUUUCAAUUAUUUCACUAAAUUCAGUCACUAUAUUGUUCUACGGCAAAUACAUAGUUUACAAUACUAAAUUUAAAAAGCCGUCAAACUUUUUUUCUAAUAUAUAUUUAUAUAAAGUAUAUAAUUAUUCAUAUAUAUAUGUACGUAAAGUAAAUGCUUUGCAAUGAUACAAUUCCAACUUUUAUUAUUAUUGUUCACAAUAGUAAAGGCGAUAAUUGAUUACAAUAGAUCUUGAAUAUUUUCAGAAGUGAACUGCGUAAUGUUACAACUAAUUUUAUAACUGUAAUUCAACAAUUAAUUACUCAAAAAUGUAAAAUUGUAUUAUAUGAACAUUUUAUUAAAAUAUAAAAUAUUUUUAUAUGCAUAUUUAAAGACAAAUAUUGUGUUACAAUAAAUAAUAGUAGUGUUAAGAUUUUGCUGAGCACUUCUGGAGCUUAAGGUUAGAUUUUGUCAAACAGAAACAUAUUGACAAUGUGUCUCUUUUGAUAAUAAAUCAAUUGAAAAUAUAAAUUCCGCUAAAUUUAGCCCAACCCUACAUGUGAUAAGUGAACAAUCUCACUCCCUAAUCCACAUCUCCGGUUCUAGUGGUUGUCUUGUAACACCUUUGCUAGGAGAAUUCCAUAGCCACCUCAAACAACCGUUAUUUAGUAUUUUAUUCAUUAGAGAUGAUGGGCGGAAUUUGGUAAGAAGUAUUUGUAUUGAAAUAACCAAAUCACAGGCUCAGUUUCAUACAUUUCAUGUGCUACCUUUGUAUAAAACUAUAGCCAUUGUACCAAACACAGCAUAAGAUUCUUAAAAAGUCACCAUUGGGAACUUUGGCGAGUAGCAAUCUUCAAUGUAUAUAAAUAAAUAGUGAGCUACAAGCAAAUAUUUUUAUUUUAAUAUUCAUAAAGAAGAAACAAAGGUUAAAUUAAAAAUAUAAUCUGUAGGAUUUUGGUGUAACAAGAAUAGGAAGAGGGAUGAGUUCACUCAAUAGGAAGCUUUUAAAUCUGCAUACUUUGUAUUCUAUUUUGCAAAAUGUACAUUAUUACAGGUCAUUGCAUCAACAUUGUAUAUGUUGAAAUGUAUAACAUUAAUAUUAAGUGAUGGAAUAUAUCUACUUCCAGGAACUAAAUUGUCUAUAUAAUUGUUUAAAUCAUGGACCAAAUAUAUUAAUAGGCAUUUGACAACAUUUUAGAAAACAAACUGUUGAACUCCUUGUUUCAAAAAAUAAUUUUAAACAUCUAAAGUUUUUGACAUAACCAGUUUAGUGCCAUAGUAAUAAUGCUGGGCAAUAAACUUUUAUUUUAAAGUAUAGCUGACUUAGUGCGAGGUAUUGAUUGGUAUACAAUUAAAGUUUUAUAAGUAAAAGUCUUUUAUACAAGAAAAACCAAAUUAUGUUUUCAAACCACAUUUAUUUUUAGAUUAUACAGUCAUACUUUUCUUUAUUUUCUACAUAAUUUCCUUGUUUCUUUAAAUAUUUGUCAUAUUUUAAAACUGAGUUUUGAAAUUCUUCUUUAAAGACAUUGGUUUCUUGCUUUGGCAGCCAGGAAUUUAUGGCUGUUGAAAUAUUGAAUUUUCAAAAAAAUGUUUCUCAGUAAGAUAUGUUUCAGAUGCAAAAAAAGGUGGAAUUUACUCUGAUCAAUGUUGGGUUAUAAGUGGGUGAUCCAAAACAUCCCAGCCAAGACAGUGAAUCAUUUUCUGAGUCAGGAAAGUAGUGUUAGGCCUUACAUUAUUAGGAGGAACAAGAUUCCUUUGUCAUCUGCUGUGUUUUUGUUCUGAAUUGCUUGCGGGGCUAGAUCAGUGUUACACAGUAGAUUUCUGUGUUAUGGUCAUCCCUUGUGGCAUACAGUCUGUCAGAAAAAUAGCAAGCCUACCUCAGAACAUAGUUGCCACGAUCUUGCGCAGUGACAUCAUUUGGUUGGCUUUAAUCUUGAAAGAGAGAUUUUGUCCAUCCAUUUCAUUUACUGUUGGUUAGAAUCAGGAGUAUUAUAAUGUGGUAUACCCACAUCUGUGUUGAUUUGAAUCAACGUGUCAUCCUCUUUUUAUAUAACGAGUCAUAAAGGUCAAGGGAUUGCUAAAUCUCUUUCAUUUGUGGUUUUCUGUAAGGAAUUUGGUUUCCCAUCAAGAACUACAGCACUACAAAUAGUGCUUGCUUGAACCACAAGGCAAGUGUCUUUACUUUAAAAUGCUCCUCGUUAUAUGUUAUUAAAAAUAAAGUGAACAAGUAAAUGAAAUUGACUAGGAUUGGAUAUAUAUAUCCAACUAUCCAGAGUGGUUGGUAAGUAUCCAUGAAUUGAGUGCUGUAAGCCAAAUCUGAUUAUAUCCUGGUCAAGGGGUGCUUUCAUAAGUACCCAGCGUCCGCUGCUGCAAUCAAUAUUUCUCUCACCAUAUAAAAUAAUUAAGUCUGCUGAGAAAAAAACAGUUCCUUAUAUAGUGUGAAGUAUUGAAGAUUAUUAAAUAUUAUUGAUUAUUAUAUAUUGAUACUUUAUUAUUUAGUCAAACUAGGAAAGGCCCUUUCCAUUUCACAAGUCACCCUGGUUUGUUUCGUUAUUUUGUUUUUUUGGUCUUAAAAACUGGAUUAGUACACAAAAAGAGUUGUGUAUUGGCAUCAAGUUUUUUAUAUUCUGGUUGACAAUUUUUCAAAGAUAACAGACUUGAGAAGUCCAUUGAGAAGAAUAAUCCUUUUAGGAUUACCUCACUAAAAUGUGUUAUAAAAACUUUGUUAUACUGGAUUUUGUUGAAAGUCUCUAGCAUCAAGAAUGGCAUUUAUGGAAUCGUUCCAUUAUGUCCUACCUUAAACCAUUGAAGGAAUAUUUAUUGAGGCCUCUGCAGUACCUGUAGCAGCAAAUAAUUGGGCAAAAAUGCAUGGAUUUGGUUAAAGCGUUCUAAAACAAAAUCCGUAAAAGAUAGAGCAUUAAAUCUUUCACCACUGUUUUUACAGUACAAUCUUCAUUAAAUAUACUUAAUGCCAUAUUUUUAAUGAAAUUAUUAAUUAAAAAAUUAAUUUUGUAAACAAAACAUACAUAUUUUUUAAACAAUUUUAUUAUUUUUAGUUACUCUCUAAUUAACUCUCUGAUAUACCUUACCUAAGGUAUGAAAAUGUAUAAACAUUUUCUUGCAUAUAUCUCAAACCAUAUGCUCAAAAAUAAAAUACAGGUGAAUAUUGUGAGUAAUGAUUUUGCUGGACAUUUGUUCAAACUUCUUGUUUCCUUAGAAAUUCAGAUUUUUUAAAAUUCUCUACACAAAAGUACUUUAAAUAAAUUGAAACAUAUUGUACAUUGGAAAAACCCAAAUAACCUUCAUGUUGACAUUCAAGUUCUUCAUUCUCGCACAAACCACGAAUCGGCAAAUGGUUUUUGAGUAAGUGAAAUAAUUACGACUUCCACACUUGCAUCACAACCACUGACAUCAGUGUUACCCUUUUAAUCACUGUCUAAAAACAAAGAAGAACACUCAGUAUUUUUACAUCCAUUACGAUCAAUCUCGCAACUAAACAAAAGUAAAUACACCUAACCCCGCAUAUAACAGCUGACAAACGAAACGUUCUCACUAACAUGUGGUGAAAUUCAGUUCUGCCAGUAACAAAAUGAAAUUAAAUGUAUUAUCUUCUUAGUAAAGCAACCUGUAAAGAUCAUGACAAUGAUGUCUGCCGGAUAUUUUCAGAACUAGAAUCGCCCAUAACAAUAAAGAGUGGCUAAACAUAGAACACGUAACCAGCACGAGACUUGGCAUUCAGUCACUCACUAAUGGGUUAAUUGUUUUAGAGAGGUUUCAUCCAGCUUAAAUUGACGAGUUUGAAGGAGUGAUGAAAUCUCCUGAGAUGAGACUGGAUUAUUAAAGAGAACCCUUUUUCUGGACGUAACCUGUUCCACUGCUCCAUUAUCUUUAUUAGCUGUAAUUAUAUAGAGAAAUCUAAAUCUUUAUUCCUAAACCUAUCCUUUCUUUUCUCUUCAGGAUAGAUUUUAUUUAGCUAAUAAAAUGUCACCAGAAUAGUGUAAUGCCCUAAAGUUUGUAGUCAUUGGAAAUAAUCACCAUCUCCUUUUAUGCACCUCUUAUCAUUUACUAUGUAGUAGCUAUUGGAUCUGUCAGACAAUACUAAACAUGGAGAAAAUAACAGUUAAUCUACUGAGUUUUUGUUGUGGUAUAAUCUGUUUUGCUUCUUGACAUGCACAUAUGUUCAGUCUUGAAAUUUCAAAUUUGUGGGAAUAAUAAUUAGAUUUUGUACCUCUUGUUCAUGUGAUAUUAUGAGAUAAAAUGUUCUUGUUUUCAGAUUAUUUUCCUUAAUGACAAGCUAUUAAAUUUGGAAUAUUGUUUGUUUUUAGCACAACUUGUCAACCAAUUUAAAAAAUGCAAAAUGGUAGAAAUUUAAUUCUUAAAGGCAGUUUUAAUUUCUAAAACAUUAUUACAUGUACGUUGCUUGUAUAAAACGGAAGAAAUAAAUUUUUAUUUUCAAUAAACCGACAAUUAGUUAACUAGUUUUGUAAAUUCUGUACUGUAUGGUUGGAAGCCAAAAAUACUGAGAACAAAUUUCUUUUGUAAUGAGAUGAUUAUGUGUUCAGAUCUCAUAAAUACUGCUGUCAUUAUGGGAUAGUUUUGAAUGGAAAUUCAUGAAUUGAUCCAUCAUUUUAUGUGCAAAUGACUUAUUUUUAUAUGUAUUAUUAUAGGAAGAAUCUGCUUGAAAUUCUUGUAGAAGACUGUAUCUACAAAGUAUCUGCCUCUAUAUUUAUUAUAUAUCAUUAUGAUAUGUGAUAAAAACCUAAAAUUAGGUUUAAAAAGAACAAAAUUAUGAAAUUUAUAAUUGAACCAAAUGAUACUUUAUUUCUAGCUUUAUAUUUCUCUAUAUUUUUUGGAAGCUGGUUAGGAAACAAAAAUACAAGAACUUUUUUUAUCAUGUGUUGAAUUUAGUAAUUUCUCAGAACGUUUGCCAAAAUUAAUCAACUGAAGUGUUUGUUCUGAAGUAUAAAAAGAAGGGUUAGGUUUACUGUGUGUUUUAAUGCUGAAUCAAAAGUCAGCAACAAGUUUGAGAUAUUGUUACUAGAUUUGGUUAAAAUUUGAACAAUCCUUGGAUUAAGUAUAUAUUAGUGCUUGAUAACAUAUAUAGAGGAAAUGUAUUAUUAACAUGUUCUUUCUUUCCAAAAACUGACUACCCACCCCAAGACUAGACACUGUGCUGCUUGGGAGCCAAAGCAAAGGCCACUGGCCCAUAAGGACAGGUAGAAUAAUGCUAAAAAUGGGGUAACCCUCCUUUAAAAAAAAAAGAAAAGAGGGGUGUAUAGUAUACUAUAAUUAGACUAAUAUUUGUAUCUAACAUGUUCAAUCUGAAAGCUUAAAAUACUUAUAUUGAUACUCAAUUAUCAGGUCAAAAAGAUAAUUGACUGGAUAAAACAGACAGAAUAACUUAUAUUACGUUUCAGAAAGUUUUGGAAUAUAUGUAGCAGAGAAAUUUGAUUUCGGUUUCAAAUUUGUUCUAGUUUAUGAAAACCAUUAUAAUUAUGUGUGUUUUAAAAAGUCACAGCAUUUUUGUGAAUACGUAUUGUAUUUUUAUUUUAUUACAUAUUUUCUACAAUGUUAAGUUAUGAAAUUUUCACCAUAAAAACCAAUGUGGCGUAUGAAAGAGGCAACUUUGAGUUAGUUUGUAAUCUCACAAAUAUUUUCUAGCUAGAUACAAGUACUUUGAUGAAAUCUUUCCAGUGCUUUUAAACUAGUUUCUUGUCCUGGCAUUUGUGUAGAUAAUUUAAUUUCUCUCUGUAGUAGCUAGUUAUCUAUACUAGCUUAACUUUAUUAAGAGCCGGCUCUACUGGCGGCCAUCUUUACUAGUUCCAUAAGCACAAUUUUAGACCUCAUGCAUCAUUACAACCUUAUUUUUAGUCGUUUAGUUUUUAAAUGUUAUUGAGAAAAAGUCUCCAGUUUAUUGUAAUUCACCAUUAAAUUAUUCAAAAAGCAUACAUUGUAGAAAAUAUGUAUGAAACGGUUCAAUACUUGUUAAUUAUAUUUUUAUAUGAGACUCCUCCCAUAACACUAUGAUCAAAAAUAAAACAUGAAAAUGAGGUUUAACAUUGUUCUUACAGGUGAAAACUCAAGGUCAUUUCACUAUAGCCAGCUCUUAAUUUAAUUUAUUUCCAUCUUGUCUUUCUAAUUUGGUUGUUUGUUAAUUACUUUCACAUUUUUUGUUAAAUAGCUCUUUUUUCUUCUGAAUUGUUUCUGUACAGUCACUAUCAAAUGGCGUUGUUGGUAAUAAAUAAAUAUCCUGUGACUCCCAGGCUUGAUAGAAUCUGUUAAAUUUUUAUACUCAAGAUUGUACUAAUUCCAAACAACUCUACCACUGUCUUCACAUAAUAUAUUGAUAUUGUAAGUAUGUUUUUUGGUAGAAAUCCUUUUUAUGAGUAGAAUUAUUGGUCCCGUAGACAUUUUUAUUUGUGAAAUCUAUUUAAAUAAUUUAAAAUAUUUAUAGUAGUACUAUUUUUAAAUGUUAUUUAGAGAUUCUUAUAUAGUUUAAAUAUGGUAAACUUGGAAGUUGUACAAACAUUUGUUUUUUUAAUUGAGUUUGGUAGUUGAUAAACAAAUCCGGAUCUCCGAAAAUGUAAAUAAAAUACAUGCAAUUUAUUACUGCCAUUGUUUUAAACACUUGAUUCAAGAUGUAGAUAUAUAUAAUAUGAUUUUAACAACACUUGGUUUGUACAGUUGUGUACAUACGUUAGACUCAUAACCAAGAUUACAUAGCAUUGUUACUGGAAAGUGAUAUUUUGACAGUUUAUAUUCAUGUAGAAAAAGUCAUGUAAUGAAAAAGCACAAUAAAUCAUAUUGUUUGCUUUUUG